GCGGCCUCACGACCGACGUUAAAGACAAAAAAAAGAUGUCUAACGUAAGGUUGGAGGGACCCACGCGUGUUACCAAGGUUUGGGUCGCUCUCAGAAGACUCGACAAAAAUGAUGACAGAGUGGUGGCUCUCCGCGAGGUGUCCAUUCCUCAUGUGGCUGACAUGUCCUCCAUCGUACAGAUCAUCGCCACCUCCUUUGGUCUGAACUCUUCAGAUGUUAUAUUCAAGAUAAGAAAUCAGCAAGGAUUUCUGAUCCCUCUGAACAGUUCCAUCCCAGCAAACAGCAAGCAAAUGCCCUACUUGCUCGAGGUAGCCAAGAUCUUUCAGCAUGUGCGUCCCAACCCUAAAAGCACCCCCAUGACUGUGAUCAACAAGAGCAUGAAGACCAGACUGCAAACUGUCGACAAGAGGAUUCAGAGACUUGAAGAGCGUUUGCCUCAAAUAAAACUCAAACGCAAUGAAAAACUGAGCCAGGAGAUUGAAUGUCUGAACCAGAAGUUGAUGUUUCUCCACAAGAGGAUGCAGGUGGCUGACUCGCUCACGUGGAAGGGAAUGCUGGCCCGACCACCUUUGUGGUGAAGCAUCCGCCGACACCUCUCUAUCAAGUUGUCAUGUCAGACACAAAAGAUGGCUCAGCACACCACAUUUAAGAGCUUUGCACUGGCAAAUAUACUGUAGGAGAAUGCACAUGCCUU
Molecule: messenger RNA, 694 nt
Organism: Phycodurus eques (leafy seadragon)
Lineage: Eukaryota; Metazoa; Chordata; Actinopteri; Syngnathiformes; Syngnathidae
Exons: 9
Coding region: 36-578 (180 amino acids)
Source: RefSeq, a predicted model, not a curated record